Sitophilus oryzae (rice weevil) is the source of this 823-nucleotide messenger RNA. RefSeq names its product 39S ribosomal protein L17, mitochondrial-like. Lineage: Eukaryota; Metazoa; Arthropoda; Insecta; Coleoptera; Curculionidae. Gene Ontology annotation, cellular component: mitochondrial large ribosomal subunit; ribosome. The transcript is spliced from 3 exons. The record is from RefSeq and is a predicted model, not a curated record. Gene Ontology annotation, molecular function: structural constituent of ribosome. Gene Ontology annotation, biological process: translation. Bases 107 to 583 code for a protein of 158 amino acids.
GUGGCAAUGAUCUGUGGUUAGUAGUUAACCUACAAAAAUUUGUUGCCAAUGUUCUAAAAUUUUAUUCAUUUUAUUUAUCAAAUUAAAUACAAAUAUUUAAGUAACGAUGAAUCAAGCAGAAGUAUCCAAGUUGGUGUCUCAAUUAAAAACUAGGGUGAAUCCUAGAUUACGCAAAUUUAGAAACCCCAAGGGUCCAGAAGGCCGAUUAGAUAAACUAAGAAAAACUGUAACAGCGCUCAUAAAACAUGAGAGAUUAGAAUUAAAUUACCCUAGAGCGGACGAGGCAAGAAUGUACGCUGAAAGGUUGAUAUCAGAUGCAAUUCGUUAUGGAGAUACGCAUAGAACCACAAUGGAAAUGGCAGAUUAUUGGCUUGUAGAAAAACAACUUGUUCAUAAACUAUUCAAAGUAUUAGCGCCCAGAUAUGAGAACUACAACAUUUCAUACACUCGAUUGUUAAGAGCUCCACGACCAUAUCCAGGUCCUGAGGAUGAAAAAGCUGUACUCGAACUGAGAGGCAAUCCUUAUCCACCUCUACUUCUGACAACACCUCAAAUAAAAAUCUUAUUCAUAAUAUACUUUUAGAAGAAGCCAAAAAAGCAUAUAGAGCUAAGAAGUAUGCAGAAAUUGCUGCUAAGAUUGAUGGUGUUGAAGUGCCAGUUGACUUAAAAGUAUCGAAUUUAAAUUUGGAGGAAUCUAGCAGUUCUGAAGUAAAUCAUGAUGAUUCCUCCAGUAAAAGCCCAUGAUAUUAAAAAAUAUAACUUGUAAGGUAGCACUUUUGUAAAUAAAUAAUAGUUGUAUGGCAAUAUAGGUACCUACUUCCAU